AUGGCGUCGAACGGCAUGCCCACCAGCGGCAAUGCCAGCAACAUACGCCAAACCGCUCGUCAAACCCGGACAAACCCUUCUAGACAGUCUAAGACCGCUGGCCGCUCGUCUCUUGUCGGCGGACUUGCCGGCGGGCCCUCGAGCCUUGGGGGUGGGCAUACAGCCGGUGGCUCUCUCCAGGGGAAUUCGGUACCAGCGGGGAUCUAUCCGGGGAUCACUCACUUCAGCGAUGCUAUCGAUGCACUUCCUAGAGAGUUCCGGAGACAUAAUUCGUUGCUGAACGAGGUUGAUGGCAAAGCGUGGGCGCUGGAAGAGCAGUUGUCCAAAUUGCUCACCACUGCAACAAAGCUGAUCUCUGUAGACUACGAUGCUCCUAGGCCGAAGCAAGUCGAUGCCACACCGACGAGACAGGUCUUUCAGAACAUCCGUUCCACUCUCGGCGAUCUUCUGGGAACCAUCGAUGAGAAGAACCAUGUUGCGCGCAAUGCGAAUGCUACACUCCAACGAGAUAUCAGCAGACUGGAUGCUAUUUACCCUCACGUACAGCGAGAAGUGAGCGAUGAAGCUCGGCUCGGCAGUUUGACACACUGGGCAUAUAUCAACAAACCCACACCAAAAACGAGUGCGAGUGCUGUCAAUGAGCGGCCUAGACGAGAUACAGCAGGUGCAAACAGCCAUAGAGCCGGCCACGGAGAUGCGGAUAAUGAGCCAAAGAAAGAACCUGUUCGCCGACAACGUCGCACACAAGCAGAGAUUGAAGCAGAUGAGGCUCGAGGUGUGACCGUACGAAGAGGCAAACCAGGGCCGAAAAGCAGAACUACAGACAACCAGUCGAACGAACAAGCUUUGGCUGCCGGGGCUCUCCCUGGGGCUGUGGCUGCGAGUGGGUCGAAACGCCGAAAAGUUGAGCAUACUCAAUCUAUAGCGGCAACAGCUAUGGAAAGGUCAGCGAGCACCGCAACAAAUGCGGGUGGCCGAGCGGGAUCAAAAGAGAGCCCUGCGCCAGAUACUGUGAAGAAGAGAACAAGGGCACCUAAUGCAAAUUCAGCUGCAAGAAAAAGAACAAAUACCAUAUCAUCAACCGCAGGGUCUCCGGCUGUUGCUGGCGCAUUGAAUACCUCCCAGCUCGGACACGCCUCCAAUAGCCCAGCGCCAGCGUCUUCCCUUCGCUCUCAACCACGGCCACAACAGAAUCAGUCGCAGGCUUCUCGCCAGCGGCCGUCUUCGUCUGCUUCAAAUCGCAACCCAAAGAAAGAGCUUUUGGAUGCUAGGCCUCCAUCCGCAAAGGGUGCGGCAAGUCCCAGAAUUGACACAUUGGCAACCAGAUCAAACGGGGACACCGUUAGAAACAGCCCGAAAACAACAGCUCUUGAGCUCAAACAUGAAGAAGCUAGCUCCAUGGGUCCAUUGGGAGGGUCUAGUCACAUGCCUGAUGGUAAGGCGGACUACUCGAAUCUCCCGGAGCUAAACACCGGUGUUUCCACAAAACGGUCAUCGAAACAUUCUACACCGGUUUCGUCCACAUAUACCGAGCCACAGCAAAGAUCACGGCCAUCUAGGACAGGUGAUGGCCCUAAGCGAUCUCAUAAGAAAACGGGCAGUAUAUCAACUGCUCGGCAGAUGGCUUUAUCAGCGGCUGCAGACGAGGCUGCCGAUGAGCCUCGCGGUACAGAAGGAGAUGACCCAAUGGAGCCUCGUUACUGCUACUGCAAUGAAGUCAGCUUCGGAGAGAUGGUGGCAUGCGAUAACCCCAGCUGUCCUCGAGAAUGGUUUCAUCUUUCAUGCGUCGGUUUAACCAAACCGCCCUCCAAAAGUGUUGUAUGGUACUGCAACGAAUGCAAGGAUGGAGCGAGAAAGACAAAGUCGGGCAAUGGGAAGUAG
Messenger RNA from Nannizzia gypsea CBS 118893, 1881 nucleotides. Its product is annotated as growth protein 1 inhibitor. NCBI's taxonomy places the organism in Eukaryota, Fungi, Ascomycota, Eurotiomycetes, Onygenales, Arthrodermataceae. The record is from RefSeq and is a predicted model, not a curated record. The transcript has 5 exons. Gene Ontology annotation, biological process: regulation of DNA-templated transcription. Gene Ontology annotation, cellular component: Rpd3L complex; Rpd3L-Expanded complex; nucleus. The coding region runs from base 1 to 1881 and encodes 626 amino acids.